This is a messenger RNA of Protopterus annectens (West African lungfish), 1422 nucleotides long. RefSeq names its product troponin I, slow skeletal muscle-like. The transcript is spliced from 10 exons. Bases 218 to 1114 code for a protein of 298 amino acids. NCBI's taxonomy places the organism in Eukaryota, Metazoa, Chordata, Ceratodontiformes, Protopteridae. Gene Ontology annotation, cellular component: troponin complex. Gene Ontology annotation, biological process: muscle contraction. The record is from RefSeq and is a predicted model, not a curated record.
UUUAUGUUGCAGUUAUUAAAGGGUCAGCCAGAAUGAGGUCUCCUCAGAGCCUGUGUUCUAAAUUUAUUGUCCACUGGCACAAUAGAUAUAGCAGGUGCAGUGGGGGUGGAGAGGAUUGCAUGUCAAUAAAUAGACCCCCUGGACAGGCUGAUUAAAUCCAGACCUUGCUGUCACUUAUCUGGAGAUUAAAUCUUCCUAGAGAAGCAACUGGAUCAAGAUGGCAGAUGAAGAGGAGCAGACAUAUACAGAGACUGUUGACGAGGUACUAGAGGAAGAAGAAGAGGAAGAGGAACCAGAACCAGAGCCAGAGCCACAGCCGCCAAAGCCCUCACCUGCUAAACAACAUGGUUCAGCAGCAGCAUACAGAAACAUACCAUCACAUGAGAAGGUGAAAUCAAAGAUAUCUGCAUCUCGAAAGCUCCAUCUCAAGAUACUGAUGCUGGGUAAAGCCAAAGAAGAUCUUGAUAAAGAAAACAUGGAACGAGAGGAAGAGAAGAAAAAGUACCUGUCUGAGCGUGCUCACUCCCUUCAUUUUGCAGGACUCAGUCUUGCAGCUUUGCAGGAACUCUGCAAAGAAUUGCACCAAAAGGCACAUAUUGUUGAUGAGGAGCGUUAUGACAUUGAAGCUAAAGUUAACCAUAAUGCUGCACAGAUUCAUAACCUUAACUUGAAGAUUCUGGAUCUGAGAGGAAAGUUCAAGAAGCCCAACCUCCGCAGAGUCCGAGUUUCUGCAGAUGCUAUGCUGCAUGCUCUGCUGGGCUCAAAGCACAAAGUGUCCCUCGACCUGAGAGCCAAUCUGAAGUCAGUUAAAAAAGAUGAGUCUGAAAAGGUCCUUCCCCUGGAGGUUGGAGACUGGCGUAAGAAUGUGGAAGCCAUGUCUGGGAUGGAAGGCAGAAAAAAAUGUUCGAUGCAGGAGCUGCAACUGGGCAGUAAUCCACUUGAAAGAUUCCUACUUGCUGAAUGUUUCUCAAGACAAAGUUAUUGCCUUCUUUGUUGGAAUGCUAGCUCAUAUUAUAAAAAAAUGUCUUGGACAGUCCGGUGGAAAAAUUACAUGAAUGUAUACAAAAACACACAUUGCAUCAAACACAAAAUGUGUAACAGGGCCUGGAAAUGAUUGAAAAACAACUCCAGCAAUUCUCUUUUGUAAAAUAGUGAUUUCAUUAAACCUUGCAUUCUGUAAUGCAAACUUUUCCUCGGAAAUAUUCUUGGUAAAUCUGCCGGUUUGUCGAAAUUAAGGUACCCUCUGUUGUAUAUUGGUUGAAAACAAGUUUAAAGAAACUGAAAACCUGUUGUUAAAUAAUGCAUGACAAUUGCCUAAGUAGUCAUGUACUUUCAAAGAUGCCUCAUUUUCAGAGUAUUUCAACGUUUUAUUCUGUUUUCCUUACCCUUCAUAAUUAAUUUGGAAAUAAAAAAAUAACUUUC